AAAUGAUAAGCCUUUGGGUCUCGACUCUCGAGUUAAAAGGGCAUACGCCAUACAGCAUUACAGCGAGCAUACUCGUCACUCGAGCCCACGAUUUAAGAUAAAUUAAUCGUGGAUACAGCAGCUGCAGUUGGCAGUUUAUUGUAGUAACUAGUAUUGUUCAUAUCUGUGAUAUAAGUACAAAUACAAAUUACAAUCCACAUGACGUCAUGACCACAUGAAAUGUAUGUAAAAUGAGCUCUAAAGAGGAAUUUUUAUCCAAAACUGAACGGACCAAGUGUUGGUCGUCUCGUGAUCAAUUCUGGGAAUGUUUGCGUUCCAACGAUGAUAAAGCAGACAAAUGUACAGAUCUCAGACUAAUCUAUGAAUCAUCUUGUCCAGUUCAAUGGGUAAAACACUUUGAUAGAAAAUAUAACUAUCUGAAGUUUAAAGAAAAAAUGGAGAAAGAUGGUUAUGAACCUUUAAACGAAAAAUGAUGUACUUAAUAAUAUUAUGAUGGUGUUAGUUUAAUUGGUAGGUAACAUAGUUCAAUAUAGUUUAUUUGAAAUUAAUUUUAUUAUAUUAAUUUAUUUACUAUUCAAACAUUUUUAUCCUUCUUAUGUUGAAAAGUUAAGUAUAGGUAUAAUAAUGAUUUAAAUGUUAUAUAUAAAAAUAACAAAAAAUAAAAAUUGUUUAAAUAUACCUAUUACCUAAUUUGUAUUAUUAAAUGAAUAAUAUUAUUAAACUAAUAAAUAUUUAUUGCAGUUGUUA
Messenger RNA from Metopolophium dirhodum (rose-grain aphid), 747 nucleotides. Its product is annotated as cytochrome c oxidase assembly factor 6 homolog. The transcript is spliced from 3 exons. Gene Ontology annotation, cellular component: respiratory chain complex IV; mitochondrion. Lineage: Eukaryota; Metazoa; Arthropoda; Insecta; Hemiptera; Aphididae. Gene Ontology annotation, biological process: respiratory chain complex IV assembly. The coding region runs from base 231 to 473 and encodes 80 amino acids. The record is from RefSeq and is a predicted model, not a curated record.